GAGCGCGGCGCGUCCGCACCGGAUCGGACAGCCCAGGGAGGUGGCACUGGCGGGAGGGUCGGAACCAUGGCGGCCAGGGCGGCGGUAGACGGGCGCUGGGAGGUGGUGAAGAAGGGGCGGCGGCCUGGGGCCGGCGGCAGGGGUAGAGGCGGCGGAGGGGACCGCCGGGCGCUCGGAGAGGCGAACGGAGUGUGGAAAUACGACCUGACCCCUCCAAUCCAGACCACAAGCACUCUGUAUGAGCGGGGCUUUGAGAGAAUCAUGAAGCAGCAGAAUAAGGAGCAGGUUCCCCCUCCUGCUAUGGAGCCUAAGAAACCAAAGAACAAGAAACAGACUAAGAAGGUGGUGACCCUCACCAACCAAAACCCGAAGCAGGGCCGUUUCCGCAGCCUGGAGGAGGCACUGAAAGCUCUGGACGUGGCAGCUCUGCAGAAGGAACUGGACAAGAGCCAGAGCGUGUUCUCUGGAAACCCAUCUGUGUGGUUGAAGGAUCUGGCCAGCUAUCUCAACUACAAGCUCCAAGCACCUCUAAGUGAACCCACACUAAGCCAGCAUACUCAUGAUUAUCCCUACAGCGUGGUGAGCCGGGAGCUGCGUGGGAUCAUCCGAGGGCUGCUGGCAAAGGCAGCUGGGUCUCUCGAGCUCUUUUUUGACCACUGUUUGUUCACCAUGCUGCAAGAGCUUGAUAAAACGCCAGGGGAGUCACAGCAUGGUUACCGCAUCUGUAUCCAGGCCAUUCUGCAAGACAAGCCCAGGAUUGCCACCAUGAACCUGGGCAAGUUUCUUGAACUGCUGAGGUCCCACCAGAGCCGACCAGCAAAGUGUCUGACCAUCAUGUGGGCCGUGGGUCAAGCAGGUUUUGCUAACCUCACCGAGGGACUGAAAGUGUGGCUGGGGAUCAUGCUGCCUGUGCUGGGUAUCAAGUCUCUGUCUCCCUUUGCCAUUGCAUACCUGGAUCGACUGCUCCUGAUGCACCCCAAUCUCACCAAGGGCUUUGGCACGAUCGGUCCCAAGGACUUCUUCCCACUUCUGGACUUUGCCUAUAUGCCUAACAACUCCCUGACACCCAGCCUGCAGGAGCAGCUGUGUCAGCUCUACCCCCGACUGAAGGUGCUGGCGUUUGGGGCGAAGCCAGAAGCCACCCUACAUACCUACUUCCCUUCCUUCCUGUCCAGAGCCACCCCAAGCUGCCCUCCUGAGAUGAAGAAAGAGCUCCUGAGCAGCCUGACUGAGUGCCUGACGGUGGACCCCCUCAGUGCCAGUGUCUGGAGGCAGCUGUACCCCAAGCACCUGUCACAGUCCAGCCUACUGCUGGAGCACCUGCUCAGGUCCUGGAAGCAGAUUCCCAAGAAGGCACGGAAGUCUUUGCAAGAAACCAUUCAAUCCUUCAAGCUUACCAACCAGGAGCUGCUAAGGAAGUGCAGCUGGAACAACCAGGAUGUCGUCACCUGCGAUGUGGCCUGCAAGGGUCUGUUGCAACAGGCAUGGGGCUGCCGACUGCCCUUGACACAGCUGCUCCUCUUGGUGCUGGUCUUCGCCAUAGGUUUCCUGUGCCAUGACUUACGGUCACACAGCUCUUUCCAGGCCUCUGUUUCUGGUCAGUUGCUUCAUUCAUCUGGUUUCUUGCCUGCUGGCCAACAAGCAUGUGCCAAGAUCUACUUCUACAGCUUGCAAGGUUACAGCUGGCUAGAGGAGACAUUGCCAGCCUGGGGCUCCCACCUGCUGACUGUCGUGAGGCCUGGCUUGCAGCUAGCCUGGAAACACACUAGUGCCACAGUCAGCUUCCUUUCUGCCCACUGUGCCUCGCACCUUGCCUGGUUCGGUGACAGCCUCACCAGCCUCUCCCAGAGAAUCCAGCUCCCUGACGCCCUAACCCAGCUGCUCCAUUCUCUAAAGGAGUUGCUCCUACUUCUCUACCAGAACGUGCUGGUGCCCUUGUGGCACAUACUGCUUGAGGCCCUGGCCCGGGCCCAGGAGCACUGCCACAAGGCAUGCAGAGGUGAGGUGACCUGGGACUGUGUGAAGACACAGCUCACUGAGGCUGCCCGUUGGACCUGGCUCUGCCUGCAGGACAUCACAGUGGCUUUCUUGGACUGGGCACUUGGCAUGAUUUCCCAGCAAUAGGCCCUGCCUCCCUGGUCACUGGGUUUUGUCUGGGGCAGGCCACCUUAGACUGCUGGGGAAUUAAGGUUACAGUUCUGUAUUAGAGUCUUUUUGACUUGGUGCCUGAGUUCUAUCUCCUAGGCAAGUGACUACUAGCUUCUGCCCCAGUUGUUACAUCUUUGACGAGGACUGAGCCGAGGUAUCUCAGCCUUCUACCCCCAGUCCCUCUGAACAUUUCUCUGGCCCUGUGGCAUAUGGCUCCCAGCCUUGUCCUUGGGCUGGUAGCCUCUCCAGCCCCCCGCUGUCUUCUGCUCUCCACUUUUCCAUCUCAUUCUUGAUGCCAAACUGCUCACCUCCUAAAAGGUGGGAGUCCAGUGAGUGGCACCUGCAUUCUUCUGGCAAACGAUUCCUGCUCCUGGACAUUAACCACAGCAGAAAAAGGAAAGGGCCCUCCAGAGGAAUAUAGUACUGCAGUGGAUAACAGCCUCACCUGUACCCAAGUCUGAGUGUGGCUGUCAGUGGACAUGAAAGACUAGGCUAAAAGGCCUGUCACCUCAAAAUGGCCAACUGAGGUCUUCAGGACCCCUCGCCGUUCUCUGCAUCGUGCUCCUACUUCCUCACUCUCCAUUCCCCUUCAGCGCUGGAGUCUCCACCUCAAGGUUCACCUCUCUCAGCUGCCUGCCUCUCUCCCUGCCAUCUGUCUGGAGAACAGAACCCAGGUAGUUGAAGGCACAGAGAACCCUUCCAGCAGGCUGUUGAGACAGGAUUCACAUAUGGCUUCUGGGUAUGCCUCCUAAGUGGAAUAAAGGACACAACUGUGAUGGCUAGCUUUCCUCUCUACAUCCUUGUAUAGAAAUUCCCAUAGUCGUUAAGAGGACAGCAAAAUGUUGGGCUCUGCAUGUUCUUUGGCCCCCUGCCCAUGUAGUGGGGAGGGCUUCCCACUGUCUGUGAUUGAGCUUCUGGCAGGGAAAGCCCAUACCCAUGAUUCUAGACUUCAGCCUAUUGAGAGUUCUGGACACACUCCUCUUGCUCCCUUAAUCAUACUGCCUUGUCACUGUAACCCAUGUCUCACGAUUUGCCUUGAUAGCUUGAGUAUUUCAUGCUUGGAAAAGCAAGGGAGAAGAGUCUCCAAGGGGAUGAGGGGUCAGUGAUCAGGGGUAUCCUCUCAUUGCCAGGCCCUUAACUUAUUAAUAGGUUUUAUAAGGCCACGAGUGAAAGAUCUUUGAAAUUCCAAAAGACACAUGAAUCAUGGGGCUAUCACCAAAGUCCUUUUUGUUUUCAACUUGAGACUACGGUCAGAUAAUUGCACAGGCUUUCAGGUCUCACCUCAAGUUUUCCCCCUUACAUGUUUUUAAAUGUAUGCAGUACCAGAGGUGCACCGCCCACUCCAAUUUCCAGGCUGGUUUCUGCUUCCGUCAUUAUGCCUAAGAUGACCUGCAGGGAUGAUGACUGGCUACCACUUUCCCUUUCACAUGCUGCCCUUAGGCAGUACUUCGGUUUUUCGGUGGAGGGGUUAUAAAAUAUCAAGCACAGAAAAAUUAUGACAAGUGAGGUCGUGAUUACAAUAUCUCACCUUUUUUGUUUCCUUGUUAGGGUGUAACUACAUUACCUCUUGGAAGCUGAGCAGCUCAUGUUGGGCAGAAUCCUGCUUUCGUAGUGGCAGUUAGCCAUGACCACUUUUCCCAGAAAAAAAGAAACUAUACCUGGCAAAGGGCCAGGCCCAGGACUGCUAGGCAGGAUUGUCCAAGGGUCUCAAGACAUUUUCCAUUUCCUCAGUUCUUCCUUAUCAAUCAGAAAUGGCUUCAGUUCUUAAAAAUAGUGGAUCCUUGUAACUGGCCUGUUCUCAGGCAAGUCGAAAGGGGGCUGGUAUGAACCUGAGUUGGUGACAAUACAGGACAAGUAAAAUGGUGACACUCAUACUGUGACAUCAAGUCUGACCAAGACUGCUGGACCCAAGGUCUCAAUCCAGCAACUCAGAAUGGCACUUAGUGCUACAUCAGCUUCUAUGAUCCAUUUGCAUUGUUAGGUGCAUUUAAUUUCUGCAUAAAAUCCUGGGUUGCUGCAUUUCUCUUCAACUUAGGAUAACUAGGUCUCCACAGCCUUUCACAGGAACUAUGACACCUUAACUGGCUUUUUUUGAUAGAUGGUUGUUUGGCCCAAUACUGGAAUUGUCCAGAAUUUAUCCUUUGUCAGAAGAGUAAUCCACUAAACACCACACCUGCUGUCCCUUAGCUAAAUCAGACACCUAGACCUUUCAUUUUGUGCAGCACUGUCACUAACCAGGAAUCCAUGCUGAGCCAGUGAGUUGAGCCAAUGUGGACUAUUAGAAUACACUGAGCUGACAGGUGGACAAUCACACUGUGACUAUUGAUGUUAUGGAAGAACAGAAACCGACACCUCAGAAGGUCACAUCUGGACAUUGCAACUUUUCACACACAGCUGGAAUUCUGCAGAUAACAUGUCAUAAAACUGAAGGGCCAUUUAAGUAUAGUUCUCUUACUAAUGUAUUACCAAUUCUUGUAUGGACCUGCAAAUUACAUCAGAUGACACAUUUGAAACACUUCACAUCUUUUUAAGUCAUAAAGCCGAUUUCCAGAUUUGUAUCCAGCUUUACGGCAGGGCAGCUUAAUGGGUAGCCUUACUAUGCCCAGAUAAUGUUGCCCUACAAACAACGUUGUUGGACUUGGCUGCUUACAAAUGCCAUCACCCUUAGGGUGAAAUGUUUUCCAUCGAGACAGGCAUGCCUACCCUGCUCUAUUCCAGAAUGACCCAGUUAUCAAUUACAUGGAAAUUUCAAUAGUGAUGUGACCUGAACAUUAUAAUAUCUAAGUCUACUAGUGAACUAUCGUUUUUUAUUAUACUCUUCAUGGUUCUGCUCCCAAAAGGGCUUGAGGGGGCAAAGGACCUUACUCUUCCCUAUGUGGGAUUCCAUUUUAGUGAGCAGUUUCAUUACCCCAGACUUGGGUAUCAGAAGGUAUAAGAAGGAAUUUGGGGAGUGGGUGAAGCUACCACCAUUUAGGGUAUGAAUAAAUAUCCAUUGAAUAUUCUGCCUAUUAAUAAAGUUUAAUUCAGAUGCAUU
Manis javanica (Malayan pangolin) is the source of this 5182-nucleotide messenger RNA. It is a transcript of the gene TMEM214, whose product is annotated as transmembrane protein 214. The record is from RefSeq and is a predicted model, not a curated record. Lineage: Eukaryota; Metazoa; Chordata; Mammalia; Pholidota; Manidae. Gene Ontology annotation, cellular component: Golgi apparatus; endoplasmic reticulum.